GAUGCACGGGCGUUACCUUCCAAUUGCAACUUCAUACUUGCUCAACUGCUUACACUACCCACCUAGACUCAUAUAGCUAUUUUGAUAACUUCCUGCAAUCUGCAAUUCGUCUUAUCUGGAUUUUGAACAGGGCUCACAUUCCUCUUUCAAUUAUCAGGUAAUGAUAACCAGCUGUUAUUGAUAAUUUUCCGGUUUACCCGGUAUAUACACGAUUCGGGGAAAAUAUGCCACUAUCAAGAUAUCUCCCGUUUGCUUCAAGGACAACAGAUCUGCAAGCAGUGACCUAUCUCUUGGCCGUGUGUCUCUUUUCCAUCUCCUUUUUGGUAUUCCUCAAUAGCAGCGUAUCAUUCGUCAUAACUGAUCUUAUUGGAGUAAAAGAAGGCGUGGGGGAUUUGGUGGGAACUCUCGUACGACCCCCUGAUUGUCAAUUAUCUUUAAGAAUUGAAAAUACUUACGAAUUGGUUAGGGGUUUGUGGAUGAAGUCGUUGCUUUGCUAGCUUGUCCCGCGUGGGGAAUCCUCAGCGACAGACUCGGUGUUCGGGUGGUUUGCGUCCUAGGGUAUCUUAUUGUUGGUCUUGCGUUGAUCUUAUUCGUGCAAGCAAAGAAUGUAUUCCCACAGCUCUUGCUUGCGAGGUUGUUCUUCUCUGUGGGGGGAGCUGCUACGUGAGUCUAUUCCGAGCGACAUCAUAGGCGCAUGCUAACCGAAAUUGAAGUGCGACCAUGGUGACCGCAAUCCUACCUUCGAUGACAGCCCGAGAGGCCGAUGAUUCGGACAGUGCCCCUAUUUCGAGAUCAGCGUUGCCGGAAAACGUCCGCCAUAGCAUUGCGACUGAUUCGAUAGAUUCCGAGAUCACCAUAACACCUACCAAUUAUAAUGAUAGACGUGGGAAUCCCCCUGGCGACUAUUCAAAAGCCACGAAGCAAAAUGGAUCGAGCCCCCCGCGGUUAGCCGGCUUGGUCGGUGUAUUUACAGGCUGCGGGGCACUCGUGGCACUAAUAGCAUUCUUGCCAUUGCCAGCGCAAUUUUCACGGGUGGAAGGGGUUUCUCAAGGCCAGGCGGUGGCCGAUAGUUUCUACGUGGUUGGAUCUGUAUCACUUAUGGUGUCUUGCUUCUGCUUUUUUGGUCUUCGGGGCUUGGCAGGCGAGGAAGGUAAAGGGUGGCGCCUACUUCUCGGUAGACCAAUUGUUAAAGAUACUGUGGAUGGGGAUCACUCUCAUGGAGGACGAGAAGAUACGGAGAAGUUUCAGCCGUACUGGAAACUAAUCUCAGACUCAACGAUCCUAGGAUUUCAAGAUGCACAAAUUGGUCUUGGAUAUCUGGGAGGAUUUGUCGCACGUGCAUCAUCUGUUGGGAUAUCGCUUUUUAUUCCACUUUAUAUUAACUCAUAUUUCAUUGGCCAUGGGUUUUGCCAAGGAUCUCCGAACGAUCCAUCACCUGAACUUAAGAAAGAAUGUCGUAGGGCCUACGUUCUUGCGGCCGAAUUGACCGGAGCAUCCCAACUAAUCGCUUUGCUUUGUGCUCCGCUAUUUGGUUAUUUCUCAGAUCGCUACCGUCGUUUCAACGUACCACUUCUCACCGCGAGCGUUUUUGGUAUAAUUGGAUAUAUAGGUUUUGCCCAGCUUAAUAGCCCUGAACCACAAGAUAUUAAUGGUAGAGGAGGAAGUCCUAUAGUGUUUCUUCUGGUCGCUUUGAUUGGCAUCAGUCAGAUAGGAGCUGUAAGUCCCUUCAUGCAAAUCUUUUCCAGUCUUUAGACUUCCAAGCGAUUAUACAUGGGCUUUCGCAUCAGGAUGCAGUUAUGCUCCAAGCUAAUAUCUUGAAUAGAUUGUCUGUAGUCUUGGUUUACUAGGAAGAGGUGUUCUUGGUGAUGAAGGUGGUUACAAUUUAUCUUCUCAGCUUCAAGAAACAGCAAGCGAUGCGAAUUCAGACUUGCGCGAUACCACAGCUGAAAGAACACCACUCAUUUCAUCUCCAUCAAUACGUAAGACCUCAUCACGGAAUCACCUUAAAGGAUCUAUCGCUGGUGUCUACUCUUUAUCAGGGGGUGCCGCGAUUUUACUACUCACAAAAGUUGGCGGUUACCUUUUCGAUAAUCUUUCCACGGGUGCUCCAUUUUACAUGAUGGCAAUAUUUAAUGCGGUACUUCUAGUUAUCGGAGUUGGAACUGGAAUCUACCGCGAAGUCAUAACAGCUCCAAAGUAUCGAUGAGCUCACUACCUUGGUUUUCAACAUCAUUAUCUUCACUUCAGAUACGUUUCAUUAGAUCCCACUUGGAGUUUAAAGUUCUUGUAGAUUGUUAGGGCCACUGUUACUAUUGACCAAAAAAUAAUCGCAGAUAUUCUGGACUCUACUCCCAACGCCCGUCAAUCCAGCCCUCUAUCAACACCUCGAUUGGUAUGCCUUGCUCGAGCCUAUGCUGCAAAGCUGACAU
Molecule: messenger RNA, 2429 nt
Organism: Sclerotinia trifoliorum
Lineage: Eukaryota; Fungi; Ascomycota; Leotiomycetes; Helotiales; Sclerotiniaceae
Source: the annotation of a GenBank genome assembly